CGCUGGCUCUCCCAUCAUGACAGCAAGUCCUGCACACAUCGUAAACUUUGUCACUCAUUCACCAGUACUCAUUCUCUUACCACAUACUUCAUUAUUCUUUCAUCGAGCGCCCCAGCGGCUGCCUUAUCUUUUAAGUAAUAUCAAUCUUUAAUUACAUUCUUUCCUAAUAAUAUAAAUCAUGCGUUUCACUCUGGUGGCAUCAUUGAUCUUGAGCCUGGCUACCUUAAUCAUUGCAAGCCCAUAUCCUCACCCAGUCCCGGAGACUGAUAAGAAUAUUGCAAGAGGCUUGGUCUAUGCUCCUAGGGACUCAAGACAGCAAUCGAAGGCGAACUCAAACAAUGUGAUCAUUAUCACAAAGACAGAAGAAGAGCAGUUAACGGAAAUCUCACGAAACCGCGAGAUUCAACUCACCAAGCUUGUUCAAGAGCGGCUCAUCAUCAUCGAUCGAACACAAAUCGCUAGAGAUAACAUUAGGAGAAAUCACUUCAAGAAUUUGAACUCGCAGCAGAACAUUAUCAUCAUUGUUGUCACACAAAUUGUCGAUGCUCGGGAUAGAUCAAACAAAAACGUUCGCUAUAUGACACAUCAAAUCCAAGCAGAUAACCAAGCCCAGGAUACACAAUUCGUUGUGGUUCAGCAAGAUCAACAGAUGACCAUCAAUGGGGUCAAUGUUGCAUCUUCUACAGGAACAGCAUCUUUGCCUCGAGGCACUGGAACGUUGGCUUCCCCUUCAUUUGAGACCUAUGAUCCAAAUGCAACCCCAUCGGUAUCAAACGUCACCCAGAUUCUACCGGUGAAUGCCCAAGCUCCAAACUUUGCAGGCGUGAAACAAUUCCAGGACCCAGCGAUGAUCAUCGAAGAGGGUCAGAAGGCAUUUGUGAAUUUCGUGGGCGCUAUGGGAAAUUAAUUUCAGUUAUUCAUGUCUUCAAUGUCAAUGUUGCAUUUUGAGAUGCAUGGCAACUGAUGAGUGAGGGAAAACUGUUACCCACAUAUCUUUUGGUAGAUCCAAAAUUGUAUGACGCAUCAUUCUUCUGUGAGGAAUUUAGUUGUCAGCUAUAAUGCCAAUUGUCGAUCAAUAUAGGACUUGAGAUGAUCUUGGUGCCUGUUCUUGAAAAUGGUUCCAUCC
Messenger RNA from Botrytis deweyae, 1126 nucleotides. RefSeq lists its product as uncharacterized. Lineage: Eukaryota; Fungi; Ascomycota; Leotiomycetes; Helotiales; Sclerotiniaceae. The transcript is spliced from 3 exons. The record is from RefSeq and is a predicted model, not a curated record. Bases 179 to 907 code for a protein of 242 amino acids.